Molecule: messenger RNA, 3456 nt
Organism: Prorocentrum cordatum
Lineage: Eukaryota; Dinophyceae; Prorocentrales; Prorocentraceae
Source: the annotation of a GenBank genome assembly
AUGGCCGCCCGCAGCCGCUCGCUGGGCCUCUUCUGCUCCUUCUGCGGCAACCACGACCACAUCGGGGAGGACUGCGCCGCGCUCGACAUGGCGGAGUCCCUCACCGACGCGCUCGGCCUUCCGAAAUCCUCACGGCGCCCCCCGCGCCAGUACCAGGCGCGCGCUGGGCGCUCGACCAGCCGCCGCGGUCGUUCCCGGAGCCCGCCAAGACGCUACGGCCGCUCCAGGCCCCGUCGCCGCAGUGUCCCGCAGGCGCCGUCGCGGUGCACCGUCGACACCGCCCGCGGGCACGCUCCCGACCCAGCCGCCUCGCCACUGCUGCCCCUGGCUGCCCCUUUCCCGCCGGUGCCCCCCGGCGGACCGUCGCCUCUGGCUGGCCAGCCUCCUCAGUCCAUGCCCGCGCCUGGGCUCGAGGCAGUCCUCGUUCCAGUCGCGCGCCAGCUCCUCGGCCUCAUGCAGCAAGCUGGGUAUGGGGGCCCCCACGCCGUGCAGCGCUCUCUGCCAGGUCCCGCCACCCACGGCCACUCCACCUUGGAGGGGGUUCGCCGCGCGAUUCGUGGGCUGGGUCACGAGGACCUUCGCAAGCCGGUGUUUGACGAGGAUGGGGUGUCCCUCACCAUCCGCAACGUCGCCUACGGCGUUCCCCCUGGCUUUGAGCCAGACCUCGCCUGGGGGGGCCCGCGCUUCAAGGACGCCCGCAUUGCAUGCAAUGCCGAGAUGAUGCGUCGCUGCAAGGCUCUCUGCACGGCCAAGACGCGCAGUGCCCUCACUGAGAAUCCAGGCGAGUACAUCCCGUACGUCAUGAGGUCCCAGGCCCGCCGGAACUUCCAGAAGAUCGUGCCACUGGUCCCCAUGGAUGCCGACACAUACAACUUCAAUGUUUUUCUCACAUGGCUCACCCGGAACUCCCCAUACACGAUGAAGAAGGACGCCCUCCCAGACAUGAUCUCCAAGGUCGCAGCCAGCAUGGUCGACGACGGCCAGGCCAUCAUCGAGGCUCAAGCGGGCUCGCAUGAGGCCGCCCUCCUGCCUGCCGCGCCCAUCCGUGCCCUCGCGCGGCCCCCCGGCCCCGCGGCCCCGGGCCCCGCCACCGCGGCUGCCCAAGACGCCGCGGCAGCAGGCGCUGUCAGCAUCACCCUGGAGGACCUGCAGAACUACUCCUUCACGAAGCUCCACGACGCCCGCCAACCCAAGUCCCUCGACUGGGCCCUGGAGGACACUGACGUCACGUCCGACGACACACAGGGGCUCCGCAACAAGUUCAAGGCUUACCACACCGCCCUCAAGGCGCUCGCCCCCAAAUCCACGGGCGGCCGCACCAAGACCCCGGGCAGAGCCAAUCAACAAGCCAGCGCAGCCUUCAAGAAGGCGGUCGAGACUAUGGGGGUCAAGUUCGACGCCACCCGCCUCACGGACGUCGUCAAGCUUGUCGCGGCCGUCAGGGCCCGCAGCGACGAGCUCGGCCACGAUGCGGAAGCCUUCACCCUCGAGCAGCACGUCAUCGCCUCCGAGCACCCGCGGCUCAACGUGACCUACGUCCACCAUUUUGCCCUGCCAGGCAAUGGGCCACACCCGGCCCUCGAGCCCGUUCGCCGCUUCCGUCGCUGGCCCCGGCCGCGCCUCCACGCGCAGGGCGCUCUCCCAUGGCUGCCGCACUCUGGCGCCAAACGCGCGUUCCAGGGCAUCAUCCACCGCCUCAUCCAACAUGCCCAGGAACGUGGCCAGACCUUGCUGUUGCCGGCCAUUCGCGACCUCAAGGUCAUGCUUUCGCCAGUGGCCGCCAUUACGCUCCGGGCCGGCUUGCGCAGCGCCCCCAGCUUCUACCGCCGUCUUGGCGAUAGUGGGCCAUGGCCGCGUGCAUGCCACAUGCAUCUGGACCUCCCCCGCUACCCGUCCCCUGACGGCGAGUGCCACAUAUUCGCCCCACAGGACACAUGGCCCUGGCCCGCUCACCUCUCGCACCUGCGCACCCUGCCAGCGCACACAGUACUCGUGCCAUCCCAGGCGCGGUACACUGCCGCAUGCCGCCGCCUGCUCCGGCGCCUCGCGGCUGCGCUACGGCUCGAUUGUUCGGCGGCCUUCAUCGACUGCUGCGUCCACGACGUGGUAUCCAGCAUUGCCUUCGACUUCGACGCGCCGCACCUCCCGUUGGACUUCGACCCCGUACCGGAGUCGGUCAUUCGCGCUGGCCGGUCACUCACACGCGGCCUCGUCGUCGAAGAAUUUCAGAAGACCAAGCACGUGCUCGUAGCCGAGUGUCCCCGCCGAGUGCAAUUGCUCUGCACGGCCCUGUUCGGCAUCACGGGGCAAAACCCGCACUUCGUGUGCCACCCGGGCUUGACAGCCGAAGCCGUACUCCAGCAGGGCCUCGAGUCGCCAGCAGCACGAGCAAUCGAUUGGAUCAGCGGCACAGGCAUCCCUGAGCACCUCCACAUCGACGCGCAGCGCACCGACUCGCUGCUGCCGUUGCUCGAGCGCUUCAGCGAACUGGCCCCCCACGGGCCCGUGCAGAAGUACGGGAGCGACCUCACCGACUGCUUCACGAACAUCCCACACUGCCUUGUACGCCGGGCUUGGGUCUUCUACCAGGAGGUCCUGGCUGCACGGGACAUCUCGGCCAUCGCCGCCCCGCGGCGGCGCGGAUUCGCACGAACCCUGCCGUUCGAGCCGCCCAGGGCCUCGCCCCUCCACGUGGUCUUCCGGCCAGCGGACCUCACCGCUGCCAUCGAGCACAGCCUCGCGAACCUCUGGCUCGCGGUGGGCACGCUCGUCGGUCGUGCCACCGACGGACUCGCAGUGGGCAGCUCUUUGGCCGGAGCCCUCACCCGUAUGGUGCUUAUCUACUGCGACGUCGUGUUCCACGCCUCCCUCUACAGUGGGCGCGGCCUCCCGCCGCCUGCUCGCUCCAGAGUCCGGUAUUACGUCGUCGAGGGCGUCCGCAUCCUCAUCCUCGAGUCCCGGUACAUGGACGACUACAUAUGCCUAUGGAAGGCCUCGGUAGACACGCCACCUGCGUCUCUCCGUCGCGUAGCGGAUCACAUUGCUUCCUGGCCGUCUUUAUGCUACCCGCUCCCGAGUGAGACAGACGGCGGCGAUGUCAUCACGGGCAUGCGGCUGUCCCUCGAUUCAUGUGGGAGAGUCUCGGUACGGCCGGCGUCCCUCGAUCUCGGGUCCUACUCGGACGACUUCCAAUACCCACCGUACAUGCACUUCCGCAGUUUCGCUCCGAACGCCACCGAGAGAGCCAUCGUCCUCGGCCUCAUCGCGCGGACCGACGCCUUCACGUACCCCCCGGACGCGAAGGCGGCCGCGCUCGCCGAGCUACUCACGCUCCUCAUCACGGCGGCGGAGUUCCCAGCGGCUGUCGUAAAGCGGUGGGCCACGCAGAGCCAGGUGAGCGCCCCCAGGCCAUGGGUCACGAAGGCAUGCGAGCAAUGGGAGGCUCGUUCUGCCUGA